Molecule: messenger RNA, 1029 nt
Organism: Malassezia globosa CBS 7966
Lineage: Eukaryota; Fungi; Basidiomycota; Malasseziomycetes; Malasseziales; Malasseziaceae
Exons: 1
Coding region: 1-1029 (342 amino acids)
Cellular component (GO): membrane
Molecular function (GO): monoacylglycerol lipase activity
Source: RefSeq, a predicted model, not a curated record
AUGACAUCGGAAGAGUUCAAAGUCGAGAUUGACGUGCCAAACCCGGGCAUCACAAAGGAAGAAUGGUACGAUUUGCGUGGAGACGGAAAGAAACAGUAUUACCUUAAGCACUGGUGCCCCACAGAUUCAACGAACAAGUUGAUUGCACCGAAAGCCACGAUCGUAUUUGUGCAUGGGUUUGCUGACUAUUGCGACCGAUAUACAGGCGUGUUCCCCGUGUUCACAGACCGCGGCUAUCAGGUGUCGGGAUUCGAUCAGCUUGGCUUCGGAAGAACGUGGCAUGAGUCACCAGACCGUGCCAAGACGCACGGAUGGACAACGUGGCCAGACCAGUUUCACGAUGUUGCGUGUAUGUUAAAGAUGAUGCGCUCGCGAUUGGAUAAGCAAUGGGGAACGGAUCAGGUGCCCCUAUUUCUCAUGGGACAUAGCAUGGGAGGAGGUAUUUCGUCGGGCUUCUUCACUCGAGAGCCGACUUCUCCGCCGGCCGAAGACGUGAAGCGACUGGUAUCGGGUGUGCUUCUAUUGUCGCCAUGGCUUGAUAUUCACUUCCCCAUUCCCACGUCUUUGUCGAUCCCGAUCGUACGCAACGUGCUGCAUUGGCUGCCGCGCAUCAUGCUGCCGCUAGUGCCACCUGCGAACGAUCUUAGCCGCAAUCCAAAUGUCGUGCGUGAUGUGAAGAUGAACCCGAUGAGUAGCUGGUAUGUGUACGUGCGGUGCUUGUAUGGCCCUUUGAGCGGUGGCCCAAAGAUUGUGACUGAAGACUACAAACGAUGGCCGGAAUGGCUCCCGUUGUUGAUUUGUCAUGGAACAGGUGACAAGGUCACUCGCUGGGACUGCAGCAAACAGCUGUACGAGAAUUUGAAGGGUCUUGGUCGCUCUGUGAAAUUGAUGUCGUUCAAGGGUCUGUAUCAUGAGGCGCUGUUUGAGCCAGGUCAAGACAAGGUUCUGUUUGGUCGUGCAUUGGUUGAGUACGUAUUCCUUCUGUGUGCUGGUGGAUUGGUUGGUGCUAACGUGCAUUCAGUUGGGUAG